UCAUUUGUAUCUAGGCUGCUGAGAGCGCUCCUUGCUCUGUAAAGUGGAUGUCAGGUGGAUCUAUGUUUUUGAAGGAACAAAGACUCAGCGAAGGCAACGCCGAGGAAGUUUGAGACGCGGGAGGAUGCGGGCUGCGUGCUGGUACGUGCUUCUCCUCCUGCAGUCCGCCGUCUACUCGGUCACAUGUGCCAAUUUAACAAAUGGUGGAAAGUCAGAACUUCUAAAAUCAGGCAGCAGCAAAUCCACACUAAAGCACAUAUGGACAGAAAGCAGCAAAGACUUGUCUAUCAGCCGACUCCUAUCACAGACUUUUCGUGGCAAAGAAAAUGAUACAGAUUUAGACCUGCGCUAUGACACCCCAGAACCUUAUUCUGAGCAAGACCUCUGGGACUGGCUGAGGAACUCCACAGACCUCCAAGAGCCGCGGCCCAGGGCCAAGCGAAGGCCCAUUGUUAAGACGGGCAAGUUUAAGAAAAUGUUUGGAUGGGGUGAUUUUCAUUCCAACAUCAAAACAGUGAAGCUAAACCUGUUGAUAACUGGGAAAAUUGUAGAUCAUGGCAAUGGGACAUUUAGUGUUUAUUUCAGGCAUAAUUCCACGGGUCAAGGGAAUGUAUCUGUCAGCUUGGUGCCCCCUACAAAAAUAGUGGAAUUCGACUUGGCACAGCAAACCGUGAUUGAUGCCAAAGAUUCCAAGUCCUUUAACUGUCGCAUUGAAUAUGAAAAGGUUGACAAGGCCACCAAGAACACACUCUGCAACUAUGAUCCUUCAAAAACCUGUUACCAGGAGCAGACCCAAAGUCAUGUAUCCUGGCUCUGCUCCAAGCCCUUCAAGGUGAUCUGUAUUUACAUUUCCUUUUAUAGUACAGAUUAUAAACUAGUACAGAAAGUGUGCCCCGACUACAACUACCACAGCGACACACCUUACUUCCCCUCCGGGUGAAGAUGAACACGAGGUUGAUUGAGACUGAAGCCUGAGGAGUUAAAGGUCAUAUCACAGGGCUGUUACCUCAAAGAAGAAGGUCACGUCUGUUGCCUGGAAUGUGUCUACACUGCUGCUCUUGUCAACUGGCUGCAAACCCGCUAGUGGAAAACAAUCUGAUGUCAUUUCUGCCCAGUCAGCUUCAUCUCUCAGUAUAGUUGUAAAUCACCACAGAUUUUAAAGCCACACUUGAAGACAUGCUCUCACACAUAGACGUACACAAACACACACUGGUACACAUUUCAGCUGGCAUCUGUCACGAUUCCUGUCGAGAGGGCUUUCAUUGUCUGACUCAUAAUGGUUCAGGAUAAAAUAUCAGCAGGCAAAAGGAUUAAUUGACAGUGAAUGGUUUCUAACACUUGCUGUUGUGGAAAUCUCUUUUAAAGUCUUGAGUCCAUGCUAAUCAAUAGUUCCCCACUCAUGCAUUCUUACUGCUUGGAGUAGCUGUACUGGUAAAUACUACUAUAGGAGUAUAUGCUUGUUAAAAUGGAAAAAUUAUGUCUUUAGAGCUCAGUAUUCUUUAUUUUAUGAACAACAACAAAGUGUAGUAACUUUUUUCCAGCAUACAGUAGGCACAUUCAAGGUGAUAUAAGAUGGCUCUUUUUUCUGGGGAGGGAGCUUGUUCUCCGUAAAGAUGAGCCAACAUUUGGAAUUUACAUGUGGGCAGACACUGGAGUACAGCUUCCAUCACCAACCAUUGGACUUUUACAAAGUUGAGACCAGCUAAAGCUGCUUAAAACAAGUUCUGAUCAUUCUAUAAGAAGGGAAAUGCCUGACAGACACCAUGUAAGUUAUACGUGUCUGUCUUAUCUUUACUACACAUAUUGUAACAAAUUCAAUAUCCUAGUCUUCAUUUGUAUGAAUGGUUUGUAUUGUACAUAGUUUAACCAAGUGUUAUUUGAGCUGCUUAUUAAUAUUAACUUGUACUUGUCUCUCUGCUUGUUAUUGGUUUAAAAAAGAAAAAGAUAUGAGGAAUCCAUUUUAUCAAUGUAGCUGUGAAUCCCAUUAAAAAAAAAAAAGAAACGUAAUGUACAAAGCAUUUAUUCAGCUCAAGUAUUGUUGACAACUAUACAUAUACAACAUGACAGUCUGUCUGUAUUUAGAUAUUUUAUUUCUGGACAAAAUGAAAUGUACAUAAAAAUAAAAUGCUUAAAGUUGAGUUUCAA
This is a messenger RNA of Miniopterus natalensis, 2145 nucleotides long. It is a transcript of the gene NXPH1, whose product is annotated as neurexophilin 1. Gene Ontology annotation, molecular function: signaling receptor binding. The record is from RefSeq and is a predicted model, not a curated record. NCBI's taxonomy places the organism in Eukaryota, Metazoa, Chordata, Mammalia, Chiroptera, Miniopteridae.